This is a messenger RNA of Cladophialophora immunda, 1688 nucleotides long. RefSeq lists its product as uncharacterized. The transcript has a single exon. Gene Ontology annotation, molecular function: hydrolase activity. Bases 190 to 1593 code for a protein of 467 amino acids. Lineage: Eukaryota; Fungi; Ascomycota; Eurotiomycetes; Chaetothyriales; Herpotrichiellaceae. The record is from RefSeq and is a predicted model, not a curated record.
AUUGCGUCGCCAGCAAGGAGAUCCGCACUUUCGUGAUCUGUAGUGGAGCUUUCGAACGGCGAUCCAGUCUAGUUCUUAUCAUGCCCAUCUACGGAACAUCCACUCCAGCUUUUAUUAAAGCUCAUCGAUGUACCUCGUACGGAGUAUCCCGUUUGCUCAACCCUCAAGCUGUCGACGUGGUUGGAAGUCAUGAAGCUAGUCCAAAGCUUCGCCAUAGCAUUGCUCCCAGUCUAUGCAUCCCUCUCCCAUGCUCUCGUCACCGCGGGGGGCAGUGAAAAGCUAGCGCAGCAGCAUCAGCAACAAGCAAUACAGCAGCAGCCGUCUUGGGCUCUAGGACCGGACGCUGUCGACCAUGGAAAGCUCUCCGAUGUGAUUGCUGCUUCGCCUUUGUUGUCCCUGCAUCGGGCCAUCUGCGAAAUCGAGUCGAUCACGGACAAUGAAGCCGCGGUGGGGAAACUCCUCGUUUCAGUACUUGAAGCGCACAAUUUCACGGUGCUUACGCAGAGUGUGCCGCCGCCCGCAGCGGAUUCGACGAGCAACGCGAAGGAGAGAUUCAAUAUCUAUGCGUACCCGGAUGUUGCGAAGUAUGGAGGCUCCGCCCCGGCGUCUGAUGCGGAACGCAGCCAGCCCAAAGUCCUCCUGUCCUCGCACAUUGACACGGUCCCGCCACAUAUCCCGUAUUCGCUGUCUCUUCCCAGCGAGGGAGAUGAGACUGUUUCCACGACGUCGUUCUCGCGCAGGGACAUACUCAUCUCCGGUCGCGGGACGGUCGACGACAAAGCUUGCGUGGCCGUCCAAGUCCAAGCCGCUUUGGACCUGCUCUCGGACCCCGCCGUGACUACGACCUUCUCCCCUUCUGACAUUGCCCUGCUGUUUGUGGUGGGCGAGGAAAAGAGGGGGGACGGGAUGCGUCACUUCUCCUCGUCGCAGCUCUACAACCACACCCGCGACAACUACAAAGCCAUCCUCUUCGGCGAACCUACAGAGGGUAAACUGGCCACCGGCCACAAGGGGAUUGAAAUGCUUUCUCUCCGCGCCCGCGGCAAGGCGGCGCAUUCCGGCUAUCCGUGGCUGGGGAGGAGUGCAAAUAGCAUGAUCUUGCCCGCGCUUGUGGUUCUGGAUAAGUUGGGAGAUACACCCGAGGAGGACGGUGGACUGCCCCGGAGUGACAAGUACGGGAAAUCUACGGUGAACGUUGGGUUUAUGCAGGGAGGCGUGGCGGGCAAUGUUGUUCCCGAGUUUGCCAUGGCCGACGUGACCUUCAGGCUUGCAGGAGGAACCGUCCCAGAUGUCCGCAGGAUUGUCACGGACGCGGUGCGGAAGGUCGACCCUGAGGCACUGCUGGACUUGCAGUUCUCCCAAGGAUAUGGGCCCGUGCCGUUGGACGCGGAUGUGGAUGGAUUCGAGACGAUCACUGUGAAUUAUGGGACGGAUGUGCCGAACCUGGACGUUGCGGAAGGGGUAAAGAAGUACCUCUAUGGGCCUGGGAGCAUUCUUGUCGCGCAUGGCAAGGAUGAGGGGCUGACAGUGGGGGAUAUGGAGGAGGCACUGGAAGGCUACAAGAGGUUGGUGAGGCAUGCGUUGAAAUUGUAAAUUCCUACAAGAGUUAUUUGAGAGACCUGGGGUCGGGCUUUCAAUGGAAGGUCUGGAAGAUCCAAAUAGUUGCAGACACAAUGAUAUAACAUUUG